Colletotrichum higginsianum IMI 349063 is the source of this 312-nucleotide messenger RNA. RefSeq lists its product as uncharacterized. NCBI's taxonomy places the organism in Eukaryota, Fungi, Ascomycota, Sordariomycetes, Glomerellales, Glomerellaceae. The coding region runs from base 1 to 312 and encodes 103 amino acids. The record is from RefSeq and is a predicted model, not a curated record. The transcript is spliced from 2 exons.
AUGGCAUGGGGUAAGAAAGCGCAACCGCCGCCCCCUUCAACCAUUAGUCAAAUCCUACCCCUCAUCAUCACUUUUGUCUUCCUCGCAGGCGUCGCUUGGGUGCUCUGGCAAGUGUACAUAUCCGUCACCAAGAUCCAAGAGACGGCAUCGGAGCGCAUGGGCAAGAAGAACGUCGUCUUCACAAAGGAUGGCGUACGUGUCGGCGUCAAGCACACCUCGACCGAGAAUUACGUCGACCAGACCCAGAGCUGGGUCGUUAAAGCCUGGAACCUAAGCGGAAAUACUGUCGGCCAAAUCAAGAAGACCAAGUAG